GCGGACCCGGGCCGCCGAGUGACGGCGGGUGUCGGCAGAGCCGCCAGCAGUCGCGGCGCGGCUCGGCUCGGCUAUGUCCGGUUCACGGGCUACCAGAGACUCGCUGCUGCCGCCCACCCGCCUCCUCAUGUUAUUGUUGUUGUUGUUGUUGGCGGCGGGGAAGUGCUGUGGAAGUUCAGGCACGGUGCUGCCCGAGACACUACUAUUUAUAUCAACUCUGGAUGGAAGCUUGCAUGCUGUUAGCAAACAAACGGGCUCAAUCAAAUGGACCCUAAAAGAAGAUCCUGUGCUUCAAGUGCCCAUGCAUCUAACUGAACCGGCAUUUCUUCCCGAUCCUAACGAUGGCAGCCUCUAUACACUGGGAGGGAAAAACAAUGAAGGACUAACUAAACUGCCGUUCACGAUUCCUGAAUUGGUUCAGGCCUCACCGUGUCGAAGUACUGAUGGUAUAUUGUACAUGGGAAAGAAGCAGGACAUCUGGUACGUUGUCGACCCGAUGACUGGUGUAAAGCAGCAGACUUUAACAGCAUCUUUUGCAGAGAGCAUGUGUCCAUCUACACCUCUGCUGUACCUUGGACGUACAGAGUACAUGAUCACCAUGUACGACACCAAGAACCGGGAGGUGCGCUGGAACGCCACCUACUUUGAUUACUCAUCCACGCUGCCCGAUGAAGACACUGAAUACAAAAUGCUGCACUUUGCAUCAAACGGAGACGGGCUUGUGGUGACGGUGGACAGUGAGUCGGGCGACGUUCUGUGGAUCCAGAAUUACGCCUCCCCCGUGGUGGCCGUGUACAUCUGGCAGCAGGAGGGGCUGAGGAAAGUCAUGCACACCAAUGUCGGCAUCGAAACCCUCCGCUACCUCACGUUCAUGUCGGGGGAGGUGGGACGCAUCACCAAGUGGAAGUACCCCUUCCUGAAAGAGGCGGAAACCAAGCAAAAGCUGAUGCCGACUCUGUACGUGGGGAAAUACUCCACCAGUCUGUACGCAUCGUCGUCAUUGGUCCAUGAAGGAGUGGCUGUUGUGCCACGAGGCAGUGCCUUCCCACUACUUGAAGGUCCUAAAACAGAGCACGUUACAAUCGCAGACCAUGGAGAAUGUGACACCACCCCCAGUAUCAACGUUAACUUCGCACCAGGUGUCAAAAACACAAUCGAUUAUCUAAGGAACCAGUGGUUUCUGAUCGGUCACCAUGAACUGCCACUGGCAGCACACACCAAGAUCCUCAACGACUUUCCUGAAAAUGUGCAGAAAAUUCCAGACAACAUCAUCGCCACCAGCCCGCAGAACGACCUAUUUGAAGAUCAUUACCCAAGCAUUGAUGAAGUUGCGGAGGACUUUGACAUUCUUAACGGCCUCAACGAAAAAUACAGCACAUCGCAGCCAAAGCACGAGGCUCCUGUGGACUCUGUGCUGAAGGACAUGGCCACCAUUGUCUUCAGUACCUUUCUGCUGGCUGGAUGGGUGGCCUUUGUCAUCACCUACCCUAAGACUGUACAGCAGCAGCAACAGUUGCAACAUGAGCAGUUUCAGAAGCACCUGGAGGAAAGGCUGGAGCUCAUGCAGAAGCGGCAACUCAUUUUCCGCCCCCCCAUCCUAGGCCCGGGGUCCGACUUUGUGGAAACGCCGCGACUGAGGACGGAGAGUUCCAGCACCAACACUCCCAGCGUGUCACCGCGAGUCUCCAACCAUUCCGUGUAUUCCAACCACUCCAUCUCCGAGUUCGGCAGCUCCGCCACGGAACAAGAAGAUGGAGAUGACGAUUCUGAUAUGGUGAGAGUUGGGAAGAUUGUGUUUCAUCCAAAGGAUGUCCUGGGACAUGGAGCUGAAGGAACGAUUGUAUUCAAGGGCAGGUUUGAUGAUCGAUACGUGGCGGUCAAGAGGAUCUUGCCCGAAUGCUUCAGCUUCGCGGACCGCGAGGUGCAGCUUCUGCGCGAGUCGGACGAGCACCCGAACGUGAUCCGUUACUUCUGCACCGAGAAAGACCGGCAGUUCCAGUACAUAGCCACGGAGCUGUGCACUGCUACUCUGCAGGAGUAUGUUGAACAAAAGGACUUUGAUCGCCAUGGCUUGGAGCCUAUAAUUCUUCUUCAACAAACCACAUCCGGCCUGGCCUAUUUACACUCGCUCAAUAUCGUUCACAGAGACCUGAAACCGCACAACAUUUUAAUCUCCAUGCCCAAUGCCCAUGGCAGAGUGAAGGCCAUGAUCUCUGACUUUGGUCUGUGCAAGAAGCUGGCAGUGGGCAGGCACAGCUUCAGCCGCAGAUCUGGAGUACCCGGCACGGAAGGCUGGAUUGCCCCGGAGGUGCUGAACGAGGACUGUAAGGCAAACCCGACGUGUGCGGUGGACAUUUUCUCUGCUGGCUGCGUGUUCUAUUAUGUAAUCUCGGAAGGGAGUCACCCCUUUGGAAAGGCCCUGCAGCGACAAGCCAACAUUUUACUGGGUGUCAGCAACCUUCAAUGUUUCAAACCAGAUGCACACGACGAUAUUAUUGCUCGUGACUUAAUUCAAGAAAUGAUAAACAUGGACCCUCAAAAACGCCCCUCGGCCAAGUGUGUCCUGAAAAACCCUUUCUUUUGGAGUCUUGAGAAGCAGCUUCAAUUUUUCCAGGAUAUCAGUGAUCGAAUAGAAAAGGAACCUCUGGAUGGACCAAUAGUGAGAGAACUCGAACGGGGAGGGCGAAGUGUGGUUCAAGGUGACUGGAAAGAGCAUAUCACCGUCCCUCUGCAGACAGAUCUCAGAAAAUUCCGAUCGUAUAAAGGGAGCUCGGUGCGAGAUCUGCUGCGUGCAAUGAGGAACAAGAAACAUCAUUAUAGAGAAUUGCCCGAGGAUGUACGUGAGACUCUGGGCUCGGUCCCGGAUGAAUUUGUUUGCUAUUUCACUCUCCGUUUCCCCCACCUGUUACUCCACACAUACUUGGCAAUGCGGAUCUGCAGCCAGGAGAGAGUGUUUCAUCCGUACUACUACCAGGAGGCAGCGGAACUGAGACAGUUGCCACCGUCCGUGACUGACAACUUCCAAUAGACCAAGGGAUGGAAGGUUGAAAGGGAAAUGUUUCAGUUUGUAAAUGCAUUCCAGCUACGAGGCCUUCAAAGGGCAACGUGGCAACGUGUGAAGAGACUACUCCUUGCGGUCUGACACUUACAAAAUAGACAUGUCGACAAGCCAAACCUCAAAGUGUCUACUAAAGCUGCAGGAUAAUCUGAGGCAGAAUGUGAAUGUAGUCCUCCAGUUAAUGGAGCUGCAGUUUGACUGCCUCUACAUCUUUAAUACAAGUCAAUAUUUUCCUCACAGGAAGAACAUUUUUUUUUUAUGAAGUAAAACAAAAGUCCUGGUGACAAACGCCAUCAGUUCUGGGCUGUUCCGUGCUUUAUUGUUUCGGUGAAGAAGGAGGAUAUCAGCCAAGUUAUAAUCCUGAAGUAUAAAUGUGUUUCUUGGUUACGGCUGCUCCUAGGAUUGGAGCAUGUCCGACACCAUUGUGGAUCAAUUUACUUGAAUGGAUAGGGCAGAUCAGCACAGUAUCGUGUGAACCACAACAUUUCUCAGUCCAUUGAUCAUUUCCCAUAAACAGGACAAUGAACGACUAAAUCAGCAGGAGAUUGGUUAUCCAGACAAAACAAUGAGCCCAUUGAAAGCUGUGCUUUCAGACCUCCUUGAGUAGAGGUUUGUACUGGGGCACUGUCCUUAUUUAGUCUCAAAUUUAUAGCUUUAUAUAACUCUGCACUGUUUGUGAUCCUUUUCCAUCUUUAAGUCCAAAUACAGGUGAUCAUUCCCUAAGUUUACACUCGAGUUGAAUGACAGUGUUCUUCACACUCUUAUCCAUGGAGACAAAGCAGUCCACAUGCCUGUUUAAAUGGGGGCAACAUGUACCAAAGGCUUGUUACCCUGUGUAUCUACCCUCUGCCCGCUCGAGCUGCACACAGCAGCAUAUCAUGGUCAUAGCAAUGCACGUGGAUUGGCUCCACUGGCAUUACUUACCCUUCUCAUGUUAAACACAUGAACUACUGUAUUUUCAGAUAAAACAAUAGACAAUAGGUGCAGGAGUAGGCCAUUCGGCCCUUCGAGCCUAUUCAAUGUGAUCAUGGCUGAUCAUCCAAAAUCAGUACCCCGUUCCUGCUUUCUCCCUAUAUGCCCUGACUCCGCUAUCUUUAAGAGCCCUAUCUCGCUCUCUCUUGAAGGUAUCCGGAGGACCAGCCUCCACCGCCCUCCACACUCACAACUCUGCCAUCCUAAAUAGUUUCUCCUCCCUCUUUGUUUCCCUCCCCAAGCUCCCGUGCACGGUUUCUGAUCUGAGGCAGCACAAAAUCCAGGUGUAGUGUUCAUCGGGACAGGACCUUGCGGCUACCAAGCAAGCGUAUCCUAUCCUUUGUGUACUAUUGUCACUGUGUGCUACCUGGUCUCUGCUUGAAUACCCUCUGACAGAAGGGCCAUGAUCACCACCUCACACGGAACAUAAAUCCCACUGCUCUUCCCAGUGGCAGCAGUCCUUGUUGUAAACAAAAGAUGGACACAAAAUGCUGGAGAAACUCAGCGGGUGAGGCAGCAUCUAUGGAGAGACAUUUCGUCGCCUAUUCCUUUUCUCCAUAGAUGCUGCCUCACCACUGAGUCUCUCCAGCAUUCUUUAUCUACCUUCGAUCUGUUCCAGCAUCUGCAGUUCUUUCUUAAUCAACUGGUAGUAAACUAUCUGUGUUUGGGACUUUGAGUGGGGAACGGUUAUUCACAACACAGUGCAGUCUAUGUUUUCAUUAUCUGCAUAAUCUUUUUAUGGUGCUGAUAAUUAAAAGGAGUAAUUUAUUUAUUUAUUGGGGGGGUUAUCUUUAUAUCUGGUGAGUGAUAGAUUUAACUUUAUAAUGUUUAAUGUAUGUUCAGAGCUGAUUUUAAAGUACGCGUUUUCUGCAUAGUUUCAAAUUUAUUUGUUUGCAAUGUAAGAUGUUUCUGCUGAGUGUUAAUAUUCUGUUGGUUUGUUAGUUGUGAAAAAUAAUGUGAAAAUAAUGAGCAUUGCCUUAACUCUAAGAGUAUGUGUAAUGCGAUCGGGCUUGGUUCCUUUAUAUUUUGGCAAUUGCACUAAACGAUUUAAUCUGUCUUUA
Molecule: messenger RNA, 5091 nt
Organism: Amblyraja radiata (thorny skate)
Lineage: Eukaryota; Metazoa; Chordata; Chondrichthyes; Rajiformes; Rajidae
Gene: ern1
Product: endoplasmic reticulum to nucleus signaling 1
Exons: 22
Coding region: 74-3028 (984 amino acids)
Biological process (GO): protein phosphorylation; IRE1-mediated unfolded protein response; intrinsic apoptotic signaling pathway in response to endoplasmic reticulum stress
Cellular component (GO): IRE1-TRAF2-ASK1 complex
Molecular function (GO): protein serine/threonine kinase activity; ATP binding; RNA endonuclease activity
Source: RefSeq, a predicted model, not a curated record